Molecule: messenger RNA, 923 nt
Organism: Cercocebus atys (sooty mangabey)
Lineage: Eukaryota; Metazoa; Chordata; Mammalia; Primates; Cercopithecidae
Product: protein sidekick-2-like
Exons: 5
Coding region: 399-923 (174 amino acids)
Source: RefSeq, a predicted model, not a curated record
GGCAACGUGGCCACCGGAGGAAGUUUCCUGAAGUUGUCCAUUUAUUCCUGAGCUCGGCCGGCGAUCCGGCCGGAUCGCAGAGGCCGCCCUGCUUGGGAGAAGUCGGAGUUGAGGUGCUAAGGCAGAGAGGCGCCCUAGUCCGAGAGGGCGGCUUGGCCUCUUUCUCCCUGCUCGCCCCUCGCCUUCCGGGCGCGCUGCCGGACUCGGACUAGUACAGAAGAGGAGGAAGGGUUGGGGUGGCCAGCGCUGCCCCUCUCGGGCAUAUUACGCCUGGGGCACAGAGCCGCGUAGACUGACUGUCUCCCGGGACGAAGUCACGGGGUACCGGACCCCACCAGGAUUAUAAAACAGGGCGGAGGGAAGGGAGACCCCGAGGACCCCCCUCCAGGCUGGUCACCAUGUGGGGGUUUUUGAUCUGGACGCUGCUGACUCUGCAUCAGAUCCGCGCGGCCAGAGCCCAAGAUGACGUGUCCCCGUAUUUCAAGACGGAGCCUGUACGGACACAGGUGCACCUGGAAGGAAACCGCCUGGUGCUUACAUGCAUGGCCGAGGGCAGCUGGCCGCUGGAGUUCAAGUGGCUGCACAACAACAGGGAGCUGACCAAGUUCUCCCUGGAAUACAGAUACAUGAUCACCAGCCUGGACCGCACCCACGCUGGCUUCUACCGUUGCAUCGUGCGGAACCGAAUGGGCGCCCUGCUGCAGCGGCAAACUGAGGUCCAGGUGGCCUUGGGAUUCCUGCCCUGUUUCGGCAGCCCCCUCAAAGCCCCAGAGCUCCAGGUGCCCCCAGACAUAGUUAAGACCGUGGAUGUCACUGAAUUCCACCAGGGCCAUGCUGUGCUGCCAAGCUGUGCACAUCUGCAGCUCCCUGAAACCAGCAUUGGGAAGCUGCCCCUGCUACUGCACACGGCUUUGCAGGUGUGA